Molecule: messenger RNA, 3732 nt
Organism: Bicyclus anynana (squinting bush brown)
Lineage: Eukaryota; Metazoa; Arthropoda; Insecta; Lepidoptera; Nymphalidae
Exons: 9
Coding region: 398-1903 (501 amino acids)
Source: RefSeq, a predicted model, not a curated record
GUCCACCUGCCCAGUCGCGAUUACCUGUCUCCAUACAGCGCACGCGUUUCAAAAUGGCCGACUGUUUUGCGCGCCAAAAUUCGCGAAAUUCAACCAAUUGCCGCGUAUUGAAAUAUACACAGGUCGUUUAGUUAUUUAUUAAAGUUUUACAAAUAGUACGAAAUUGUUGUAAAUUGUUACAAUUUAGUUUUGGGAUCUGUAAUUUUAAUUUUUUAAAAGAACAUCGGAAAACGGUUACGAAGUAAUUUUGAAAAUCGCAGUUUUUAGCACUGUUAAUUAAUUGAUUAAAUAUUUUUCUUGCUUAUUUUUUUUAUUUAAGUACAUAAUGUUGGAUAGUCGAUUAUGAAUUCUUGUGUUGUAAGAUUUGUUUUUUAAAAACAACAAUUAUGAAUGGAAAAUGCGUACGAAACUUUUCGGAUGUUUGGUGUUUAUUGUGUUGAUACUGUGCUGCGAUGGUUUCAAUAAUAAGAAGAAGGUUAAAAGAAAAAUAGGGACUGGUGCUGGAAAGAAUAAAGUCUUUUUUGGAAAUGUGACUGAAAAACAUGGUGAAAAGCGAGGAUUUUUGCCACACGGAGGUAUCUUCUCUUUGGGGAAGGUGCUCAACUUCUUCCCGGUGGGAGGAGAGAGGGAGUGCCAGCCCUCCGGGUUCACCAUCGCGCGCGCGGGCAUCUGCCUCAACCCUUACGACUGCCGCCAGAGGGACGGGCAGGCUGCGGGGGACUGCGCGCACGGACUCGGCGUGUGUUGUGUGUUUGAGGUGACAUGCGGAGGUGUGGUGCAGAACAAUCUGACGUAUUUCAUGUCUCCGCGCUUCCCCGAGCUGUGGACGGGCGAGAGGAACUGCUCCGUGCUCAUAGAGAAGACUCACGCUGGCAUCAUGCAGCUGAGGAUUGACUUCGUGCAUUUUACUAUCGGUCAGCCGAACCGUCUGACGGGAGAGUGUGACGAGGACGCCAUGGUGCUCGGGGAAGGAGCCAGCAACUACACACUCUGUGGACAAAACCAUGGACAGCAUAUCUACUAUACGCUGCCCAGCGGCGGCGAGACGCGCGAGGCGGGGGAGCUGCCCCGCGCGCGCCCCACCCCGCUGGUGAUCACCAUGCGUGGGGGCGACAUGCCCCGGCUGUGGCUGCUGCGACUGGCGCAGAUGCCCCUAGCGCACUCCUCUCCACACAACUGCUUGCAGUUUCACAUCGAGAACAACGGUACCAUAAAGACGUUCAACUACGCUUCAAAUGGACGCCACCUUGCUGCGCAGGAGUACAGAGCGUGCGUCAGAAGAAACAUAGGAUUCUGCUCCAUUCGCUAUACGCCAUGCGAUAACCGCUCUUUUCGUAUUGGACCUAGAGGCGAUAGUUCUUUGGACACUUCGAGCACUGAUCAAAUGGAUCAAGUAAUGCCAGUCGAUGACGAGCAGACCCAGCAAGAUGAGGAGGGCUCGGGAUCUGACCCACAAAUAGAAGAUACCUCUCCUACUCCGCAGCCCAGUUUUAUGUCGAGGAUAUGGAGCUUUAUCUGGCCGUUUGGCGGGCAGAGGGCGGGGCGGGCGUUCUGGAGCUGGUCGCCGUACAUGCAGCACUACAGUGAGGAGAAGCUCAAGUACUACGGGUACGGGUACUACGCUGGCGGCGGCUUUGGGAGACAGCGCUGUACUGACAGAGUCACCAUACCCUGCGAGAAUGAAUACUUCGUGUCGUCUCAACUGUUCGGUCCGGGGGUGUGCGACCCCCACCACUGCGGCAACACCUUCUGUCCGGGGGUGCGCCCGCAGGACUGUCGCGUGGACACGUCUAUCUCUCCCUUCGCCGUGUCCGUGCACUUCGGACCCCCCACCCUCAAGCAGAACCCCGAGGAGAACAUCGGCAUGUGUUUGAGAUACACUCAAGUGCCCUGUGACUCUUAAAACGUUUGCUGCGGUAUACGGUCAAUAGACCUUUACUAUGAACUUACUGACGGUGCAUAAAAAAAGAUGUAUGAGGUCUUUCGACCUCAUGUCGUACUGGAGCGUCAAAUUGACAUUUCUAGAGAUACUAGGCCUAUUUGAAGCACAACGCUCAUCAACCUCAUAUCGCAUUAAUCGAUUUGCCAGAAUUAUUUAGUGAUGAAUAAUAUACUCAAGUGCCUUGGACUCUUAAAACGUUUGCUGCGGUAUACGGUCGAUAGACCUUUCCUAUGAACUUACUGAUUGGGCAUAAAAAAAGAUGUAUGAGGUCUUUCGACCUCAUGUCGUACUGGAGCGUCGAAUUGACAUUUCUAGAGAUAUCAGGCCUAUAUGAAGCACAACGCUCAUCAAUCUCAUAUCGCAUUAGCCGAUUAGCCACAAUUAUUUAGUGAUGAAUGAUACACUCAAGUGCCCUGGACUUUUAAAACGGUCGCUGCGGUAUAAGGUCGAUAGACCUUUCCUAUGAACUUACUGACGGUGCGGGAAUAAAGAUGUAUGAGGUCUUUUGACCUUAUGUCGUGCUGGAGCGUCAAAUUGACAUUUCUAGAGAUAUCAGGCCUAUAUGAAGCACAACGCUCAUCAACCUCAUAUUGCAUUAAUCGAUUAGCCACAAUUAUUUAGUGAUGAAUGAUAUACUCAAGUGCCCUGGACUCCUAAAUCGUUUGCUGCGGUAUAAGGUCGAUAGACCUUUACUAUGAACUUACUGAUGGUGCAUAAAAAAAGAUGUAUGAGGUCUUUCGACCUUCUGUCAUACUGGAGCGUAAAAUUGACAUUCAUACGGAUACCAGGGCUGAAAGCCUUAUAUGAAGCACAACGCUCAUCAAUAUCAUAUCGCAUUAACCGAUGAGCCAGAAUUAUUUAGUGAUGAAUUGAAUAUGAUAUUGUGCAAAGCAAGUGCGUGGGUGAAUAUUCCUUAUGUUCACAUUUUUUGUAAUGUAUUAAAUUAAUACGUGUAGCCCAAGGGUGUUAAAAUUUGAGUUAGAAAAAAAUAAUGGAGUGCGACCGGCAGGACUCUCGCGUGAAAUGAAAUAAGAUGAAAUAAAAUUGAACCUCCAGGAAAACAUCAGCAUGUGUUUGAGAUACACCCAAGUGCCUUGUGACUCUUAACAUGUUUGUAGCGGUGUAAGGUCAAUAGACCUUAACUGCGAACUUACAGCCAGUUCGGGCGUAAUAAUAAUCUUCCUGGUGCGGUAGCUAUUUAGAAAGAAAGAAAAUAUUGUUACAUUAUGCCACACAUUACAAUUAUUUAAUUAGGAAUACUGAAUACCCUGCGAUAUGUGGCAGAACCUAGAAAAAGGUACCAGCUUAGCAUAUUGCUAUAUUUAUAAGUGAAUUCUUGGUGUACGACAAAGUCGAUAUUAUAUUUCCUUAGCGUACAAGAAGGAGGUCUUUGUUUGAUUUCCAGCUACAAAAUGUAUGUCAGUCACCCUUCAUCCAUUACAGGACAGUAAUACUGCACUUGUAUUUACCCGAUUGCCAAAAAGGUAAGAUUGGGCUUGCCAUAGAGUUAUGAACAGCUUAAUUUAUAGAAGCGUCGCUUUGUAAUGCGAUUCUUGAAUCUUACCUUUUGCCAUAGAAAUAAGAAAUGACAUGACAAUAUUAAUGAUUGUCUUUGUACAUAUUAUAAUAAUAUUCUACUAAUGUAAAAACACAAUAUUUGAGUUAUAUAACGCUGAUAUAACAUUAAUGUAAAUGUGUGUAAAGUAUUUAUUUAAUUUAAAUAAUUUAUUAAGUAAAUAAAUAUUUGUUUGUAAUAUACGUGUUGAUAAUAAAUCUACUUUUUUAAAUAA